GGAAGGGGGACCGUCGAACCGCCAAGGCGCGCCCCUCCUCCACCUUUUUCUAUCCUACUGCGCAGGCUCACCGAGUGAACAAAGAUGGCGGCUCCCGUGGAUCUGGAGUUAAAGAAGGCCUUCACAGAGCUUCAAGCCAAAGUAAUUGACACUCAACAGAAGGUGAAGCUUGCAGACAUACAGAUUGAACAGCUAAACAGAACGAAAAAGCAUGCACAUCUUACAGAUACAGAGAUUAUGACUUUGGUAGAUGAGACUAACAUGUAUGAAGGUGUAGGAAGAAUGUUUAUUCUUCAGUCCAAGGAGGUAAUUCACAGUCAACUGUUAGAGAAACAGAAAAUAGCAGAGGAAAAAAUUAAAGAAUUAGAGGUACUAAUACCCUGCCUUCAUGUUCCCUUGAUAUACGGAGUUAUAUUACUUACUGCAAGGGUCAAGCAGAAGAAGUCCUACCUGGAGCGGAGUGUGAAGGAAGCGGAGGACAACAUCCGGGAGAUGCUGAUGGCACGAAGGGCACAGUAGGAAAUCUCUAGCAGAAGCUUCCUGCACCCUCCCAUUCCUGGCAAGGGCAGAGGGGCUCAUGUGGGAAAACAGCCUCUCUUCUACCCUGAUGGACUUUUAUUUGGAUAAUCUGGUAACCCUGUAUUUUCUACUUCACCCUGAUCCCCUUUCAGAUCCCAACUCUGUAUUUUUUUAUCCUGGCUCUGUCUGCCACCCCUACCCAGAACACUCUUCUCCCUUAGGGGUGAAUCACCAACUCCCAGGAGAGGGAAGAUGGGAGCCAGGAAAGACAGGGGAGCUCUGCCCAAGCCUAUUACUCAUUACGCUGCUUAGACCAAUAAAAGGCAUCUGUUCCCCCA
Messenger RNA from Lutra lutra (Eurasian river otter), 857 nucleotides. It is a transcript of the gene PFDN1, whose product is annotated as prefoldin subunit 1. The coding region runs from base 85 to 519 and encodes 144 amino acids. The transcript has 5 exons. Gene Ontology annotation, molecular function: protein folding chaperone. Lineage: Eukaryota; Metazoa; Chordata; Mammalia; Carnivora; Mustelidae. Gene Ontology annotation, biological process: protein folding. The record is from RefSeq and is a predicted model, not a curated record. Gene Ontology annotation, cellular component: cytoplasm; prefoldin complex.